Geosmithia morbida is the source of this 969-nucleotide messenger RNA. RefSeq names its product MEMO1 family protein. Lineage: Eukaryota; Fungi; Ascomycota; Sordariomycetes; Hypocreales; Bionectriaceae. The transcript is spliced from 2 exons. The record is from RefSeq and is a predicted model, not a curated record. Bases 1 to 969 code for a protein of 322 amino acids.
AUGGGUACCCGUCCUCCGGCCAAGGCUGGGUCGUGGUACGUCAGUGACGCCGAGACGCUGAACGAGGAGCUGGAUGAGUAUCUGAGCCGCGUGCCCGAUAGCAUCAACGGCUCCCCGUCCCCUAUCGCGGGAGCGAGGAUGGUUAUUGCACCACACGCCGGCUUCACCUACUCUGGACCAUGCGCAGCAUGGGCCUACAAGCUGCUAGACGUGAGCAGGGCAAAGCGCGUCUUCCUCCUCGGCCCUUCGCACACGUACUACCUGUCCGGUUGCGCGGUGACGACCUUUGACCGGUAUCAGACGCCGUUUGGCGCGUUGGAGGUGGACCGCGAGACGGUGGACCGGGUGAAGCAGGCCGGGGGCUUCGGCGACAUACCGCCACGCAAGGACACGGCGGAGCACUCCCUGGAGAUGCACACGCCCUACAUCUACAAGAGGCUCGAGCAGGAGUUUGGCAGUGACGAUCCCGCGGCCAACUUCCCGAAGCUGGUGCCCAUACUCAUCGGCGACAACGACGGCGCCGAGGAGAAGGAGGUGGCCAAGGUGCUGGCCCCCUACCUGGCGGACCCGGAGAGCGUCUUCGUCGUCAGCUCCGACUUCUGCCACUGGGGCGGAAACUUCUCGUACACGGUGCACGCUCCCGACGGCGACUGGCGCGGGAACCUCCAGCGGCUCCGGUCGAGGGACCGCAACGCGCCGGCGGGGAUCCCUAUACACGAGACGAUCCGGCUCGUCGACCAGGCCGCCAUGGACGCCGUCGAGAGCGGGAGCCACGAUGCGUUCGUGUCUAAUCUGGCCCUCACGGGAAACACGGUCUGCGGGAGGCACCCUAUCGGCGUGGCCAUGGCGGCGCUGGAGCUGCUCGGCGGGAAGAGCAGGUUCAAGGUGGUGCAGUAUCAGAGGAGUAACCUGGUGCAGUCCCCGUCGGACUUCAGCGUCAGCUACGUAUCUGCGUAUGCUGUGGUGUAG